Molecule: messenger RNA, 9018 nt
Organism: Liolophura sinensis
Lineage: Eukaryota; Metazoa; Mollusca; Polyplacophora; Chitonida; Chitonidae
Product: rotatin-like
Exons: 48
Coding region: 81-6920 (2279 amino acids)
Biological process (GO): centriole replication; centriole-centriole cohesion; ciliary basal body organization
Cellular component (GO): ciliary basal body; centrosome; centriole
Source: RefSeq, a predicted model, not a curated record
CAAGUUCAGACAAAAUGUUGCAGCGGGCGACGUGUGGUUAAUUUUUGUCCUUCAAAUGACCUGACAACGAAAUAGAUACCAUGACAUCAAAUCUAAGACAGGAUGUUGAUUUCAGUGCCUUGUUUAGGAAACUCGGACAUGACCUGGAAGAGAUCCGAGUGAGGUCGCUGAACAACAUCCUGUCCAAACUUGAUCACAAGUUGAUUUGUGAGGCGGACCUGGUUCAUGAACGACAUUUGCUGAUUCGCCUGUUAGAAUGGUUCAACUUCCAGCCAUGCCCCAUGCAGACACAAGUCCUAGAGCUUCUUCUGAAACUGGCUAAGCACAGUGGAGCUGCAGAGAUCCUGUUGAAUGUUGGUGGUCUGGACUUCUUGACAAAACUCCGUCAGAACUGUGACGUUGGGGACCAGCCAUUGGUCGACCAACUGAUGGAGUGUCUACUCAGGUUACCCAACCAGAGUGUGAAUGAAGAUCAUACUCCAGAAUGUUGGUAUAAGGGAAGUAACUCUCAAGAUGUUCCUAUAACCACAGAGCAUGUGCAAGCCAGCCAUGGACACAUUAGCCAAAGAAUACCAUCCCAUCAGGCAGCACGGCAAACACGAGUACAGUACCCUGAAGAUCAUGUUUCUCCAAGAGGGCUGUCACUCAACACUGAGUACAUAGGAACUGAGUCUCAAGAUGCUCCUAUUGGCUACUUCACCCCUGCUGGGCAAAGGGAAACCCCGCAUUCUCCAACAGAUUCCAUAACUGCACUUCCACUGUGUUUUAAGGUGACCACAUUCCCUUGGCUUCCCCUGACAUCUACAGAUAGACACGUCUUGUCGUCCACCAACUCUUCCCUCCAGAGCCGAGAUGGCGCUCUACUGACAAGUGCCUGUGAGUUCCUCAGUGAUGUUGUGUUCCAGGACUUCCCUGCAGAGGCGUUCCUGCAGAGACCAGCAAUAGUCAAGAGUUUACUGUCUCUGUUGAGUGCUGCACCUGCUGAGUUUGAAAAUCUUCCUUCUCAAAGCACACAGACAUUGAUUGACCUAACUCAGAGCCUGAGAAGUCGAAUUCUUUUCUAUCAGGACCCUGCAUUAUACACCCCAAAACAAGAUUUCAGUUCUCCUGCUGGGUCAUCAUUUACUUCUCAAAACAGCUCUAGCCAAUCAGUGCACUCCUUAGAACCCAGGCCUCCUGCUAUUGGUCACAGUGGAAGACGUCACCGUGGUGAUGGAAGAGAUCAGGACAGCUCAACCAAUGGCUCAAUGUCAAGGUCAGGGUCUCAGUCUCCCUUAAUGGGUGACCCCCAGCAGACUGAUGCUGAGGAUACGAAUGCCCUACAGCUCAUGCAGAUGACCGUCCCCCAGUUCAGUGUCCUCACCUUAGACACAAGUCUGCCACUUCUCAAGUUGAAUUCAAGAUCUGGGGUCCCGCGCAGCCUUCAGCUGGUGACUGCAUCCCUCAGUCUCCUGAGAGAGUCUCUAACAUCACACAUCUGGGAGGACAACACACCUGCUGCUCGGGAAAUUGUCGAGAAGCUGGAAGAGAUUUUUGAAAAAUUUGCGGAGCUGCUUCACUUUCAUCACCAUAGCAACUGGUCACAUGGCUCCCAGGUUGUCAGCACUCACAGGAGGAAAGAGAUUAAACACCACAGAGUUAUCUACCUUGGAUUAUCCACUUGUCUGGUGCAACUUCUAAAUGUCAUUGUGCCCGUGGACCAGGCUGACUCCUGCUUACCAGAGGUUUUGAUUGGCUGUCUGAAUGACUUGGUUUACGACGAGAGUUUAAGCCACUCCUACCCACAUAUCCGCGAGACAGCUCUCAAUUACUUGCAGGUGGUGUCAUCCAGGAAAUACCAGCUUUACACACACGCUGUCAACGUGUGUAAAUCCACAGAGAGCACCUGUCAGUUUCUGAUGGAGUUUGAUGCAAAGGCUACAACACACCUUCAGGAUUAUCUCCCAUUAGCGCUCUCCUGCCUGGAAAGUUUACCAUACCACAGGCACAGUGUUCUCAUCACUAACUUUGUCCAGUUGGCUUCACUCAUAUGCACACAUGAAGCCGGCCUGGAGUAUCAGUCCUUGUUACUCAAGCUUCUGAGUCACCGUGUAGAGGAGUUGAGGGUGAAGACAUACCAGGCCUGUUAUCAGAUCAUCAGGACUAGCCUAUGUAUUGAUGCUGCAGCAGACCCUCACUCUAGAGCCUCAGACAAUGUCAGCUUUCUCCUAGACACACAGAUUCUACAAGAACUGAUAUAUUUCGGCCUGUCAGACUCUAACAAAGAGGUACAUGACCUGUCCCACCUGAUGCUGACCCACAUCCUGCAGAGUGAGCUGCUGAUGUCACAUGACCAGUGGACACAUCUCCUCUCUUCCAUCCUGCCUGUGUUACCCGUGCUUCAGGGAUAUAUAGAAAUCCAGACAUCGCUGGGAAGCUGUUUGAUGGGUCUGAUUGAACCGGAGAUGAAGGAUAAGGACACACGGUUACCUCCCUUGGAGAGGUUCCGUGGCUGUCUUCGAUUGAUGCUGUCAGCAGAUACAAAGUGUAGAGCGGAGAGCUUGAAGCGUCUCGCCUGGUUUAUCUCCCAUGAGGAGGACAGUCACCUCAAACUGCCCACUUUUGCUGACUUGGAUGUCAGCAACAUCACAAACUUGUUCAUCAUGAAAUCUCCACGGACAGUGGAUGAGGAUGACAGUGGACAGACUGUGUUCAAGGUUGAUGGCAUGCAGAAGGUGUAUGGUAUAUUUGUGUCAGAGACUGUUGAACCAAGUGUUAGGAAGUCAGCUAUUGAGCAGCUGUCAAUCAUUUUACAAGAUUCCUGCUUGCAUUCGUCAUUUGUCAAAGAUGGCGGUGUGGAGAAAGUUCUCGAGGUUUUACACCGAGGUGUCCAGAAAGCCACUGAAGGCUCACAGGAAAACUUCACUGUUUAUGUGCCAGCCUGUCUGAAGAUUCUGCGUCACAUAGCACACCACAGUAGCAGCUUGAGGCAUCGGCUGGCCCACGACUCUGCUCUAUACCACUCUCUGUUAAGAGGUGCUUUGCUCUACCAUGGAGAUGACCUGAUUUGUUAUGAAGCCAGUCACCUGCUCACUCUGCUGCUCUUUGACGAGGUGGCCAUGUUCCAGAUCAGAUCGUCAUCAUCAUCAUCAACCUCCAGCUCUGCCCACAAACAGCACAAAGCCUUCAGUCUUCCAGCCGCUGUAGUUAAGAGGUACAGACUACCAUUUAAAACUGCAGUUCAUCACGAGAGCAGCCGACACCAGGGGGCGCCCAUAUCUGAGUCUGACCCAUUGACCAGUGGAAUGCCAGCUGAAAUGUUACGAAUUACAUGGAAUGUAGCCUGGCAUUGUGGGAUAUCAAAGCUGCUGGAAUGCUUAAACCAUCCCUCACACUACAACAAAAGUUCAAAAGACUUCCCAUCCCACCUCCAUCUCAGCCCCACUGACAUAUCCAUCCUACGAGUCUCCCACCUGCAGACCAGCCUCCAGCAGGGGCUGUACGAUAUCAGUAACGCCACCUCCCACGCGGACGUCACCUCUGCCCUCAACACUCUCACGUCUUACAUAGCCACACCCACGGGCCAGGGCAGUAGACGAGUUCUUCAUCAGCUAUGCUGGCAGGAUGUCAUUGGCAGAUUUUUAAGAACGGUCCCCUCAUCCACCUCUGAUGAAUCACUGCUUUUUGAGGUGUUACGAUUUGUCAGCAUGCUUUUGAAGUCCUCCAGUCAUCCUCCAGGUAACGUACUUGUUUGGCUGGUGGAGACAUUGUAUCAAGCAACGGGUCCCCUGAUUGGUCUGCUGAGCAGAUCGACUUCCCUGGGUGAAGGAGAUGUUAAUGUUAGAAGACAGUUGGACAAACAGCUGUUGACUUUCAUUACCACAUACAGUCGUCAGUUGCCAGCUAACUUUCUCAGCAAGCCUGAUAUUGGUCAGCUGAGAGGGAACCUGUCACACAAGUUAUUACUGAGGCUGAACGUGGCUGAAGCUCCUCACUUCUACAACCUAGCCAUGCUGGAGGGUACUCUGCACUGCCUUAUGACCAUCACAGCGAGGCCUGGCUGGAGUGAAGAAUGCACAGAACUGGAAAGUAGCACUCUGUGUUCUCAACUUCUCAACUCACUUCUGGAGGUUGUCUCGGCCUUCCACAUUGGUCGAGGGGGCACCUCUAUGUCUUACAUGGGAAAGGGCGUGACCAAAGCCGCUACUCUGUGCCUGCGUCAGCUAGCCUACGAAAUGGCCACGUCCACUGAAGAUAAGGACUGGCCUCAAAACUGGCUGUACUCCCGCCAGGGGACAGACGCUGUAGGGGAGCCUGGACUGAACUGGAUGCUGACCCUGUGGGCUUACCGUGACCCAGAGGUGAGAGCGGCUGGACUGGGGAUUGCAGUGGCCUUGACCUCUACAGAGUCAGGUCGCAUCAUGCUGACUUCUAACUGUAAACACAUCCCAGGAGGAAUAUGGGGGGCGGCCUUUAGCAUUCUUCUCGACCAAUCAGAGUGUAGCGUCGUCAGACAACAGGCUGCCCUGUUACUGGUUAACCUGACGUCACAGACUAUGCCCGGUGGGGGUACCCUGGUGAACGAAGAGGGCAGUCAGACAGCCUGGCAGGGACCUGUAGUCACAGACACAGAGUAUGAUCUGUCUCUGGUGGGUCUGCCGGCGUUAUUGGCUCUGCUGCACCACAGCCAGUUUUAUCAGGAGAUGACAGUACUGUGUGAGAAUUUCUUCCCCCAACCGGCCAUCCAUCCUGUCAGUGUAGCCAGCAGUCCUCCAGGCUCACACGCUACAUCACAGACCACCAUCACUACCCUAGAAUCCAGUGUGAUGAGCAGACCUACUGUUACCAGUGUGGGGAUAGGAGGUCAAACAGCUCAUCAGUCAAACAGACAGCUGUACACCUCUACACCAACCCAGAGCCUGAUAAGUAACUCUCAUCUGGGGAGACAGCAGGGCAGGGUGGGCACUCGGUCUGUGGCAACCCCAGUGACUGCAACCACACAGAGUACACCCAGCAUGUUUGGUGCCCAAAUGGGUGGUGAGAUGUCAGUGAGCAGCCUACCUGACUCCCAGGAGAGUGGGGAGUACCAGGGUGUGACCACACCCAGCCUGAUAUCAGCUGUGUGUCUCCUUCUCCGCAACCUUAUGCUCCUAGCCCCUCAAGACACCCUCAACUCUCUCAAACAUGAGGCCAUUCUGCACUCUCUCUUCAGUUUGAUUGACGUGGACUUGCUGGAGGCCUACUGUGCAGAGAUGUCACAAGAGGGACAAGUCAUGCGAUAUGAGCUAGUGUUUGCUGAUCUGCUGGACAUGAUUACCUCCCUUGCUAAGCUCAGCAAACUGCUCUUGGGCUCCUCCAGACCUGAGCUCUGUCAGGAGGCAAUUCUCCAACAGAACGGGCUGAGGUCUCUGACCAGCCUCUGUGGGCUGCGCUUCCAGGGUCAGCCGUCCACACACCGUCAGUCUGACCAACUUCUUCAGUCUGUAUACACACUGCUGACCUACAUCCUGAACUCGUCUUUGACAACCCUGAAGAAUGUAGCAGCAGUUGUAGUGAAGGAGAACUGGCAAGUUGUCAUGGACAAUGCUCAGAUAAUACUGAAGUCAAGAGGUAAAGGCAACAAGGACUUGUACACCAGUUGCCUUCAGUUCCUGGCCGUCCUCUUUUCUACCGAGGCCAAAUCAACCUCCAACAGUCAAAUUAGCUGGAAAGUUCUCCUUGACAAGGGAGCUCCUGAUGACACAUCGAGGAAAUGCACAGGUAGUGUGUUGUGCGAAUGUUUACUGGAGGCAUAUGAGAGCGUUGCUCUCACCUCCACCCCUGGGGCAAACUCUAAAGAGAAGACCAUGGUCAACAAUGCCUUCAGACUUCUGCUGGCCCUUAGCCAUGCUGCAAAGUCUACAGCACUGGAUGGUGGGCUAGUAGAGAGCCUAGUCAACCAGGUGAGACAACUGAAUGCCAAACUUAACCUGGACCCUCCAUCACUGGCCAAACAAGGCAGCAAGAAAAAGGAAGACCCCAUCUCUCUGGAAAUUAUUAGCAUGUUUGAUUUGUUGAAGAACUUCAUGUAUGGAGACAUGAAAGUGAAGAUAGCUGCUCAUCACAGUGGACUGGGGAACCUUGUACAUCAGUUGUGGUCCUGGUGUCAAUUGACCUCUGCCCUGAUGACCUCUGCCCUGUCACUCCUCACCACGUUCACUGCCCAGUGUCCUGAUGCUGCCUCAUCACUGGCCUUUACCAACCCAUCCACAGUGAACAUUUCCCCACCCUCUAACAAAGGCCCCCUGAGCAGUAACUCUCUUGUACAUGCCCUGAUAAAGUAUGCCCAGAAUGAUCUGGAGAAGGCCUCUGUUCAACGACACUCGGCUGUCUUCAAACUCCUCGCAGUACUUUGUCUCUCCACUGAAUGCAGGAACAUUUUAUGGAAGUCCAACUUUUUGAAUGAAUUUUCCAAGCUGAAUCCAAAGAAGCAGAAAUCCAAGUCAAAGCAGAAUGUGGAGGGAUUGUGGCUAGAUUUGCUGCUGAAUCUGUCCUUCUCCACAGAGGGUCAGCAGAUGAUCUGCAAAAUUAACGAUUCCAUUGUGUUGUUGCUGGAGUUUGGAGAGACUCAGGGAGCAUGCCGUGAGAAGGCCUUGCUCAUACUCAGGAACCUCUGCUUCCACACAUCAAACAAACCCAAACUGUUGGCUAAUGACCAGGUUAUUCCGUUCCUGGUGCAGUCACUAUGGAGGGAAUCUAGCAAGGAAAGAGCCAUGGCAUCGUCUGGUCUCUACGCACUGGCCUUCAACAACCAAAAGGCCAAAAAUGCCCUGAAGAAUGUGAACAUCGUUGUGAAGGCUCAAGAAGUGUUGGGGUCCUGCACUAAGACAAAGGAGGGGAAAGCUUUGUAUUCACAAAGUGUGAAGAACCUGCACAACCUGAUAGCCACAGUGUCAGAUUGAUGGAGAAAACAAGGGCUAAUGUGAGAGCUCUGAUGCCAGCGUUAGAGCCAUGCACUGUGGUUCAAAGAAAAGUUGUGGUAGAGUGCAAGACAAAAUGUGAGAACAAUUGAUGUGAUAUCAGAGUGUUAGAGGCUCAGACGUCCAAAGGAAAGCUAACCAAAGGAUCCCGAGACAGUGUGUGAGAACAGUGGAUGUGAUGUCAGAGCGAUAUGCUCAGAGUUAGAGGCUGAGCAGUGCAAGGGAAAGCUGACCAAAGGAAUGUGAGACAGUGAGUGAGAACAACAGGUGUGACGUCAGAGGGAUAUGCUCACAGUCAUAGUCUCUGAGGUCCAAAGGAAAAGUGAUCAAAGGAAUGUGAGACAAUGGAUGAGAACAACAGAUGUGAUAUCAUAGGGAUAUGCUCACAGUUAUACCCUCUGAGGUUCAAAGGAAAACUGAUCAAAGGAAUGUGAGACACUUAGUGAGAACAGCAGGUGUGAUGUCAGAGGGAUAUGCUCACAGUUAUGGCCUCUGAGGCCCAAAGGAAAAGAGAUCAAAGGAAUGUGAGACAAUGGGUGAGAACAACAGGUGUGAUGCCAGAGGGAUAUGCUCACAGUUAUAGCCUCUGAGGUUCAAAGGAAAGCUGACCAAAGAAUUGGAGACAAUGGGUGAGAACAACAGGUGUGAUGUCAGAGGGAUAUGCUCACAGUUAUACCCUCUGAGGUUCAAAGGAAAAGUGAUCAAAGGAACACAAGACAAAGUGUGAGAACAAUGGAGGUGACGUCAGCGAUAUGCUCAGAGAUUACAGCGGCACAGAGGUCCAAAGGAAAGCUGAUCAAAAGAAAGUGAGACAAAGUGUUAGAUGUGAACUGAUGAGAAGUUUGUAAUGUUUAAUCCAUAUAGGAUAUUGUGCUCAGAGGAUAAACACAGUGUUGCAGAGUCAAAAACAAAAGCAAAAGUACUGCUUAGCCACUGUGAUAAGUUAAAUGGAAAAGAGGUUCAAGCUUCUGGGACCAGAAUUACUUAGAGCAUCUUUUUAGAUAAAUAAUGCUAGAGAGUCGCAAUAAGGGAGAGUAAAAAUACACAGAAUUUAUCUAUGUAAACAUAGUUAGUCAUUGCCAUCUUAUUUACAGUCAGGAUAAAAGCAUCUUCAUUUAGUCAAGCUAGCUAGUCGGUAUGUCCGACAUCAUCCACAUAGACUUGACUGAGCCAUGUUCAUAGCCCAGUCACAUUCCACCUUAGUUAUUGACACUAAUAGGAGUUUAAAACAAGACGAGAUGUGACUGUAGUGAGAAGUAUGCAGUGUAUGGAAUAAAUUUAUUUCACACUAGAUGUAGAAGUACUGGCGCAAAAAGUAACUCCAUCAAGCGCAUCAACAUGUUUGGGGUUGAUUUUGUUUCCUGUUGCAUUAGAGCAACUUGAUGUGUACAUACAAUAGGAUUCCAUACACCUGUGUACGGAUAGGAAAGCUGUGUGCAAAGAAACCUUGGCCGUUGUGGAGAUCUUUCCAUUCUGUACAAAGUACUAUCAAGCAUUGGAGCUUUAUACUCUUGUUCUUCUGUGAUACAUGGUCUCGGUGCUCCUUGUCAGUACUGGUAUAAACUGUGUUCACAUUUCAGGUAUAACCACUGGGACUUAAUCCAAGUGCACCGUGCAUUUUUUACACAGCUCUGUAUCAAACUUAUGUGCAUGUAUAAACAUACCUUCUGAUUGUAUUUUUAAGAAUUAGGUAUGACCUAGAACUGCUGGGCUUCACGACUGGAUGGUCACAAGAAAUUGGACAUGUUCAAUGAUUUCUCCCCAGUUGUGACCGGUUUCUUCUCAGCUGUACCCAGUUUCUUCCCCAGUUAUAUUUGGUGUCCUUCUCAGCUAUCUUAGCCUCCUGUGCCAUCUGAGACCGGAUUCCUACCCAGCUGUGUUCAGAUUCUUCCAAUUACAGACCUGGGGACUAUUCAUCAGUAUGUGUAAAACACCAAUCAAUAAACGAAACUAAGACAGCUUUGUGGUAUUAUUUAUUAAUAUGUAAAUACAUGUACAUGCAUGUGAAUCUUAUGUGUAAACUAUGCUGUAAUUGUGUUACUGUGUGUAGAGCACCAGUGUAGGUACGUAAGCAGUGCUG